Messenger RNA from Rotaria sp. Silwood1, 4487 nucleotides. NCBI's taxonomy places the organism in Eukaryota, Metazoa, Rotifera, Eurotatoria, Philodinida, Philodinidae. The record is from the annotation of a GenBank genome assembly.
AGAAGUCAUCUUCGUUUGAGAUUCAUGAAUAGAACUAUCGCUUCUAGCAUACUGUAAAAUCAUCUCAUACAUCGAAAAGAAUUCUAUUCCUUAAUAAGUCAAUUCUUAUUUGCAAUAUGUACUUUUACAUUAGAGCUCUUUUUUGGUAUCUUAUUCUAUUUAUAAGAAUUCAGAUCAGGAUAAUUGCAGACUAUUCUAAAAAAACAGAACAGAAAUGAACAUAUCUAUUGUAAUAUUAAUCUUUACAUGUUCAGUUAACCAGCUGAUCAGCUUACACGAUUGAAUUUCACCAUCUUCUUACAUAAAGCUAAAAACUUCCAACUAUGUUAAGUUGCGAUUGAAUUGUUAUUAUUUUCACAUAGUUCACAAAGUUCUACAAUGUUUAUUUGUUCAGUUUCAUCAAUUCGAUUUAAAAAAAAUGAAUAGUUUCGUCCUGUUUCUCAGUAACAUUAGUUAAUCAUACAAGAUUCAAAGAUAAAACACUUAUAAGGACACACUGAAUGCUUCUUGUCAGACCUUAACAGAUCAUACAAGAUCUAAAACAAAGAAACAUACACGGUACAUAAUGUAGAUCUUGCCUGUUAUUAUCUGUUUGUGUAUGGUGUGUUCUGUUCUUUCACUUGUUUGAGAAUAGUUGACUCCAUCAGCUUUUCUAUGAAGAACAGUAUCUGAAAAACAGGAUCAAGCAGUGUACCUAAUUUUUUUCUUCUUUUUCUAUACUAAUAGUAUACAAAACGGUUACUUCUAUUUCUUAUUUUUCUGUGGUGACAAAAUAGUAAAUUCUAUUUAGUUUUUAUUUUUCUAUAUUGAUGAUAUAGAAACAGUUAUUUUUGUCCUAUUUGUCUAUAGUAAUAAUAUAGAAAAUGCUGAUUUUCGUUUAUUAUUUUUUUUUGCAUUCGUGAUAUGGAGAAUCUUAUUUUUCUACAUUGGUAAUAAAGAUAACAGUUUGUUUUAUUCUCUAUUUUUUGUAUAUUGUUGACAUAGAAAAUUGUAUUUUUUAUUUUUCUAUUAUUAUCAAUACAGAAAAAUAAGAAAUAUAAAUAGGAUUUUCUAUAUUAUUAAUAUAAAAAAAUGAGAAAUAAAAAUAGGUUUUUCUAUAUUAUCAAUAUAGAAGAAUAAAAAAUGACAAUUAAGAUUUUCUCUAUUAUUGCUAUAGAAAAAUCAAAAAUUAAAAUUCAGAUUUUCUAUAUUAUCAAUCUAAAAAAUGAAAAACAAUAAAUAAGAUUUUCUAAACUACCAAUUUCGAAAAACAAGAAAUGAAAAUUUAGUUUCGUAUAUUAUUGAUAUAGAAAAAUAAGAAAUAAAACCAACUGUUAUCUAUAUUACCAACAUAGAAAAAUUAAAAUUAAAACUAAUCAUUAUUUAUAUUAUCAAUAUAGAAAAUAAGAAUUAACAAAUAUGGCUUUCUACAUUAUUAAUAUAGAAAAAUGAGAGGUAAAAAUGGGAUUCUCUAUAUUGCCAAAAUAGAAAAACAAGAAAUAAAAAUGGAAAUUUCCAUACUACAGUAUAGAAAAAUGAAAAAUAAUGAAUAGGAUUUUAUAUAAUAUCAAAUAUAGAGCAAAUGUUGACUGUACUUGUUCUAAAAUAAGACUGAAGUUUAUGUGCAAAAAAACCGAAGCAAGAUAGCCGAUCAGACUAAUCAUGUCCAUAUGUAUAAGAAAUAUUUGAGAAGUUUGAUUUAAUUGAAAUAAAUCUAUAGUAUUAAUAAGCAUUUCACAUAGCUCUAUGCCAUCAUCUAUAAGUAGAAUACAAAAUUACCUACUAGAGUUUUAUGUCUCACAAUCUCUUUGAUUUAAAAAGCAGAAAGUGUUGUUUUGAUUCUCACUCUCAUCUUCGAGUUGUUUGACACAUAAUUAUAGUUCUCAUACCGUUUUACACAUAUUUUUUUUGUCGAUGGAAGACAAUAAAUAAUACUAAAAUGUAUUUUCUUCCAAUUGCACUGAGACAUUAAACAUAUUAAAAAUACAUAACAUCACAUAAUAAAAAUGAAAAUUGAUUAAAUAGUAUUAAAUUUAAUCAAGAUCUCGAUUAUAGCUAGAUUCUUCAUAGAUAAAUUAAGAAGGAUGAAAUUAUUUAAAUUAUUUUUAGAGAAUUUUAUAAAACUGUAUGACAUUUUUUAUUAACUUCAUCGGUUCUGUAACUGUCCAUUCAAGAUAUAAUCAUGGAAGUAUUGUUUCUAGUCUAAAGCUCAACGCAGUAUCAAUAUAAAUCUUUAGAAAAUUCUAGACAAACAAAACAAAACUUUCUUCUAAGAUUUAACCAGUGCAGAAUGCGAUACAAUAAAAAUUUGAAGGGAAGAAAUCUUCACACUUAUUGCUAUUGAGAAUAUCUAAAAUCAUGAUGAAAACUUUUACGAUCGUUUUUUUUGUGAGAAUCCUCAAAAAUUUACACCUAUUGAAUAACCUACAAAACAAAAAUUUGCAAAGAUUUUAGAUCAAGGUUUCGAUGGGAGAUUCGUAUUGUCUUGUAAAGAAGCGAAAAUAUUUAAUUGUAGAAAGAUCGAAAUCGAUCCGUGACCGAAACUGCUAUUGUUUAAAAAACCGUGUCCCAUACACCCACACCCAAUUAAGUUGAAAAUUUGUAAUACAUUAGAAAUGAAUUCAAAAUAAAAGAUUUGAUUGAUUCGUAUUAUAGAUUAUUGUUUGUGCUACAAUGCAGAAUAAUGAACAUGACAGAUUCUUCAAAUAUUCUUGAACUUGGGAAAGAUUUGUUUUUGAGUUCUUUUCAUCUACUAAAAUUUGAACUUACGUAUUUUUUUAUCUAAACUUAUCUUAUUUAGCACUUCGAUUAGCCUUUCUACAAACUACUUGUUUGUUUGAGAUUCAGGAAUAAAUUACUCAAUAAUAAGUAUAAUGCAAAAUUCAUGGCAUAAAAUACUUUCGAAUGAUGUAUGAUUUAUAUAUGUCACACAUUCGUAAAUGGAAUAAGAAAGAAAAAUACUUACACAAAAAAUUUGUAAUUUUUUUAUAUGAGUCAGUCUAAAAACGUCUUAUGCAUGGUAGUUAAGUAUGAUUAACUAUUGUUAUUGUGUAGCAAGAUGUUUUUAACGAGUUCGUAUAAAAGUUGCAAAUUUAUUUUGUCUCAUUUCACUCAGAAAUGUGUGACGAACAUAAAUCAUACACCGUUUCCUAUCAACUGAUAACAAAAUUGUUUUUCCUUACGUUCAAAUUCAAUUAUAACUCAUUUUAUUGUAAAAUCCAAACAAUAAAAAAUAAAAUAAUUUUUAAAUAUAUUUCAAACUCGAACUAACGAAAUCAGUGAAUAUGUUGAAAAAAUUCGAUAUCAAAGAAAAUUUCAUUUACGAUCAAAAUCCAAGUUCAUCGCAAUUUUUCACAUUACCAGUUAAAUUUUAGUUAGUUUUAGUAAAACUACCGAUUCUUACACAAAAUAUUUGAAAAAAAUCAACAAUAUUUUUUUUUUCAACAUUGAGAAAAACCAGAUUCUAAUCAAGUUCAUAAGUAAAAAACUUUUGUAAUUGAGAGCAGUUCAAUACUGUUUAAAACAAAUGAGAAGGACUCAUUUCAAUGACAUUGAUGUUUAUUUUUACUUCAUACUUUUGUUUCAUUUCAGUACCAACACUACGUGCAACUUCCAUUGAUAUUCAUCCGAAUGCAAAAUGGUCACAGAAUGGUAUCACUGUUGCUGGAGGAAAUGGAGAAGGCAGUAAAACCAAUCAACUCUAUUGUCCAUGGGGUUUGUACGUCGACGAUGAUCAAACGAUUUAUAUCGCUGAUCAUUGGAAUCAUCGUAUUGUGGAAUGGAAAUCUGGUGCAACGAAUGGAAAAGUAGUUGCUGGUGGAAAUGGAGCUCAUCAAUUAAAUCGCCCAUGUGAUGUGAUUAUCGACAAAGAGAGCGAUAGUCUCAUCAUCAGCGAUAGAUGGAAUAACAGAGUAGUUCGUUGGCCUCGUGGCAAUGGUAUUCGUGGAGAAACAAUUAUUUCAAAUAUCUCUUGCUUCGGUUUGACAAUGGACGACAAUGGAUUUCUCUAUGUCGUUGACAUUGUAAUACAUGAAGUGAGACGAUAUAAAAUUGGUGACACUAAAGGAACAGUAGUUGCAGGUGGUAAUGGAAAAGGAAAUCGUCUCGAUCAACUCUCUAAUCCCCACUACGUAUUUGUCGAUCGAGAUCAUUCAGUUUAUGUGUCUGAUCUUGACAAUCAUCGUGUAAUGAAAUGGGAAGAAGGUGCAAAACAAGGCAUUGUUGUAGCCAGUGGUCAAGGACAAGGAAAUAGUCUUACACAAUUGAAUGAUCCUGAAGGAGUCGUUGUCGAUCAAUUGGGUACUGUCUAUGUGGCUGAGUGGGGGAAUCAUCGAAUCAUGCGUUGGUCAAAAGGAGCCACACAAGGAAGUGUCAUUAUUGGUGGAAACGGUGAAGGAGCACAGUCGAAUCAACUCUAUUGUCCCGUAGGUUUAUCAUUCGAUCGGCAUGGUAAUCUCUAUGUCGUCGAUUGGGGAAAUCAUCGAGUACAAAAAUUUAAUAUCGAAUGA